Cadophora gregata is the source of this 1671-nucleotide messenger RNA. RefSeq lists its product as uncharacterized. The transcript is spliced from 2 exons. The record is from RefSeq and is a predicted model, not a curated record. NCBI's taxonomy places the organism in Eukaryota, Fungi, Ascomycota, Leotiomycetes, Helotiales, Ploettnerulaceae. The coding region runs from base 1 to 1671 and encodes 556 amino acids.
AUGAGGGUUUCUCUACCAUUAUGGUUCCAAAGCCUCACCAAGACCGGGUAUCAUAGAGUUCAUGAUGAAGAGGAGAAGGAGAAGGAGAAGAUCCCACAUGGAGGACGAGGGGUUCUGUCGAGGAUACGGAACAGCAGUUCGCGUGUGAAGAUAUAUGCUGGAAUGGCAAUUGCAUUCAUUUUUAUUCUCAGCUUAAAUAUGUCCUCGGGAGGACCACACUUACCCAUUUCCCAACACAAAGAAGCUGAUGCCAAAUACCUCCACAUCCUCAUCCCCGCCAACAAACGCGACGUCAACCUCUGCAAAACCGUCGCCAGCGCCGCCGUCCUCAGAUAUCCCAUCCCCACGCUGGUAAACUGGAAAAAGAACUUUUCCGACCCAGUCUUUGGCAACGUCGGGGACUCUCACAUCGGCAAGAUCAAAGGCGUGCUCGACUACCUGAACACAUUCCCCGCAGACCGAGACGAAGAUCUCGUGGUUCUGGUUGACGGAUACGAUAUCUGGUUCCAGCUGCGUCCAGAGACUCUCCUGGAACGGUACUUUGAUAUCAAUCAGAGAGCAGACGAGAGGGUGCAGAAGCGCUUGGGGAAGAACGCUGUGAAGAAGGAGGGCAUUAGACAAAGUAUUGUUUUCUCGGCGCAGAAGAAGUGCUGGCCUAGAGAUAGCGAUGAUCCGGCUUGCUUCGCUGCUCCCGAGAGCUCCCUGCCAAAGGAUAUCUAUGGUCCAUUGACAGACACCAAAGUCGAUAAUGAAGAGAACGAGUACAUCAAGUUCCGGCCGCGAUAUCUCAACUCUGGAGUCAUGAUGGGAGAGCUAGGCAGCGUGAAGAAAUUCUUCAAUCGAUCCAUUGAAGUCAUGGCGCUGGGCCAACACAAAGGAAGCGACCAAAACGUCUUCUCGCAAAUUUUCGGCGAGCAGGAAUUCCAGCGCGAGGUCAUCAGAGAGAGAUAUCUCACCUCCAGCCAGCGUUUUGCAAGAUGGCUCAAAUCCGCAUUCGGCAUGAAAGAACCCAGUGUCUUGGAUCCCCACCCAACACACAAACUCAUGGCUCCCGCCGACGGCUCCCCCUUCGAAUACGGCAUCGGACUGGACUACGCCAGCGCGCUCGGCCAUCCAACUGUCUUCGCAGAGUACGACUCGGAAUGGAUCCGCUACGACGACCCCUCAUCCAUCGAGCAAGCCAGCAAAAAGCUCGGCAUCUCCCCGCAACACGUCCACCAUCUCCCCGACGACAUCGCAUCCUCCCUCCCUCCAUUCUGGUCCCAGAACCCCAUGGACGACAUGCUCCCCUUCGACAGGAGCUGGACCAACGUCUCGCUGCACACCAACCUGUGGACGACCAACGUCCCCGCCAUGAUCCACCACAACGCGCAUCUCAACGGGAUGAAGAACCUGCGGCAGAAAUCCUGGGAUAAGGUCUGGUUCCAGCCCGUGCUGAGACAGCUGCUAAAUGCGUAUGUUAAUGAGCCGUAUCGCGCGUUCGCGGUCCUGAGGAAUGGGGAUAGGGAGACGGCGUGGUGGUCCAAGUAUCAGAAGAAGUGGGAGACGCAUUCGGAUAAGGCUACGCAUGAGUGGGUGAGUUGGAAGGCGUUGUGUGGUGGGGAGGAGUUUGAGAAGGAGUUGUUUAGGGAUAGUUUGGGGCCGUGGGUGCCUCCGAGGUUUGAUUACUGA